CUUCAACGGACGGAGCCACACUGGUUUGCGGCUGGGUACCGUGGAAAUGUGGUCAGGAAUUACAGUAUAGUAAUGCAGCAAUAGACUGUUGCGUACCAGGAGUCAUACAGUAACAAACCGACUUGCAGUGCAGCCGACCAACUGUGAUCCAAGACAACAGCGUCUCAGAACUGCCAAGGCGCUUCACAGCACAAAGUACGGCGCCUUGCCCUGCUACCAAUUCAACCCGCAAUACGUUGCUCGAAGAUUUGCAUAUGCUUUGAAAACUAGCAAAAUGGCGAGCCAAACUCCCCCUACGUAUCUCGAAGAAGCUGCUCGACCGAUCUAUGACGACCAAGAACUCUGCCAAUACCUGCUGCGCAGCCUCGACGCCCCAGCCUCGCUGGAAAUCUUGCCCUCAAAGAUCCACCUCAAUGGCACCGGCCUCUUUGCCAAGGAAGCCAUUGCUGAGGGAGCAGAGGUCUUCCGGUCGACGCCGCUAGUCAGCUGCGUCGACAACGGGCUGUACGGUGUCAUAUGCGACUUCUGCUUUACCAGCAGCGCGGGCAAGAUCAACCCCGUCACCGGUCAUUUUCGCGCCAAGGGCGAUAUUAUGCCGAAAAUAAACCUUUGUGCGGAGUGCCAAGUCUGUGGGUAUUGUUCUAAGGAUUGCCAGAAGAAGGCUUGGAAGAAAUAUCAUAAAUCAGAGUGUUUGGCGUUAAAGAAGAUUCCAACGGCGUUUGUGUCAACUCGCGCUCUAUAUCGGGUGCUUGCGAUGCAGAAGCAAGGCACCUUGGCGGAACAAGGGUGGCGGGCUGUCAACCAUCUCCAGCCGCACCGGCUACAGCAUUACUCAAAAAGUGGCGUUGAGAUAAUUCUUGGUGUUUCUAUGAAUUCCAAAACCCUGAUACAGUCAGAGCAUAGCCUUGGAGCAAUACAGGACCUUUAUUGUAGGAUCCUUACGAAUUGCAUAAGCAUUCAACGCCCUCUGGAAGAAAAUGCCGGAACAGCACUCGAUCUCGUCGGAGCCUUCAUGAAUCACUCCUGUGACCCCAACGCCUUUGUUUUCUUCGAGAACAGCCAGCUUCGAGUAAGGUCGCUGAAGCCAAUCCAGCCCGGUGACGAAAUUACUCAGACAUACGUAGACGACAAGGCGGGCAUGAUGAUCCGCGGGGAGAUGCUCCGGUCUCAGUACUUCUUUACCUGCGAAUGCCGCAGAUGCGAUGACGAAUUACUCGAACUCCAAACCCUAUCAUCAACGGAGGGCUUCUCUAUCCAGACCUUUGCCGACACGGAGAAACUGCUUGUCGACUACCUGAACAAAGUUGAUAGCAGCAACGCCUCCGAACUCGACCCCGAGCAAGUCAUCAUCAAACUAUCCCAACUCACCACCCCCAUCUUCCCCACCCGCGACUGGCCAGACGCCGCAUGGCCCAUGCCAGCCAUGCACCUCAUCCUAGCCAAACUGUGGAAUUCCUCCAACCUCUACUCCCAAGCCGCCAUCCAUGCCACCAAAGGCUGCCUCGCCAACACCCGCCGCUUGGGGCCUCACUGGGUGGCCUAUCUCCGUGACUUCAUCCUGCUCCUCAACCCUGUUGUGGUCGCGGCGAACGCGUCGGGAGGGUGGAGCGGGCCAGGCGCCCCCGGACCGCGGCAGCUGCUGGAUUUUUUCAACGGGCUGAUGCACGAGCUGCUGCUGCAAGCGAGGAAGACGUAUGGUGUCGACGUGGCGUAUUACAGCGCGCUGGCGAGGUGGUAUGCCAUUCAGAUGGAUGCACCGUAUGGGCCGCUGCCGGGGCAGAAGGGUUUCACGAAGCGAUUUAGGGUGGCGCAGGCGAAGGUGCUGGGGUGGGCGAGGGUAGAUGGCAGUAUGGGCGUUGUACUUUCGGAGGGGAAGGCUGUGGUGGUGGGAUCGCAGGCCGGAUCACGGACUGGGUGAUGGGAUUGAAGCCCCGCUGUCUAGGCGGCCGGGCUGAUACCACGCUGGCCUUUAUCGAUUCGGGAAUUCGUGGAGGAGCAGCACUAGGCACUUGGCUUCCUUGCAAUUUGGGGCAUUGACGUAAAGAAUGGCUUCCGCGAGGCGGCGUGUUAUAGAACCCAUCUCUCGGCUCUGGUCAUUAUGGCGCAGCUGCUUGUGCUACGGCAAGCCAUCGCCUCAACAGCGGCCGGAAUGCGAGCACCCUGCGGAAACACUAGACGAGAUGCAGGAGCCGGAAAAUGGGAGAGCAUUGGACUUCCGCUCAUAAUAGAAAGCCGACAGUAUCGUGAUACUCCAUUAUGGGAAGAGCGUAUCCUGCAGACAUAUUUACAAGCCCUGUAAUGUGCUUACCCCUUCCUUCUAUAACUCUUAUCCUGCUAUGCCUCCUCCCCUAUUCCGUGAACCCUACCCUCCGGGGGUGGCCGUCGUCGAGUUUCACCGGGGUGGGCUCAACUACGCUAUGUUCCCUUCUACACCAAACCCCCACCUUUAAUGUUAUCCAUAAGCUCUCCCUGACACCCAAAUGCAACCUUCACGCUGCCAUGUCAACACGAAAACACUAAUAACGUGCCUCAUUGCUGGAUUUACCAACGGGUUCUCUCGGCCCAACCUCCCUCCCCAGUUACCAAGGGCCUAUUCUGAAGGGCUGCUUCACGGUCAGGGUUAGCCGACGAAAGGCUGUCGUCCGAAAGCCAGUAGGCACAAAAGUAGCUAGUUUUUCGCCGAAAAAAAGAAUAGAUAUAUGUAUGUACAGAUGAAUGCUAAACCUACUCCAGUUGGACAAGCCACAGG
Messenger RNA from Pseudogymnoascus verrucosus, 2749 nucleotides. RefSeq lists its product as uncharacterized. Gene Ontology annotation, cellular component: nucleus. The record is from RefSeq and is a predicted model, not a curated record. Gene Ontology annotation, molecular function: protein binding. The transcript has 4 exons. NCBI's taxonomy places the organism in Eukaryota, Fungi, Ascomycota, Leotiomycetes, Thelebolales, Thelebolaceae. Bases 275 to 1918 code for a protein of 547 amino acids.